Molecule: messenger RNA, 8993 nt
Organism: Sapajus apella (tufted capuchin)
Lineage: Eukaryota; Metazoa; Chordata; Mammalia; Primates; Cebidae
Product: probable ATP-dependent RNA helicase DDX60-like
Exons: 37
Coding region: 2449-7593 (1714 amino acids)
Biological process (GO): defense response to virus
Cellular component (GO): cytoplasm
Molecular function (GO): ATP binding; double-stranded RNA binding; single-stranded RNA binding
Source: RefSeq, a predicted model, not a curated record
UUUUUUUCUUUUCAACAGCAGCAUGCAAGCUCUUAUUUCGUAGAUUCAAUAUCUUUGAUUCUCUAUGAAAAUUCUAGUUGGAAUUUUUAAAAGUUCUCUUCUGCUUUUUUUAGAAUAUUUUGAUUUUUUUAGUUUGUUUAUUUCUUUGUCUUUAUUUUUGGUGUUUAUUUUCUGUCUGAUCAGUAUUUUAUAUCUGAUGAUCCUAACAUUUAUAUGGAUAUUAUACAUUUUAAAAAUUACAGUGCUUACUAAAAAAGCUGAUUGAGGUUUUCCUAACCUGUCUCUCUCUUAAAUGGGAGGGAGUCUUUGAAUGACCACUCCACUCACUCCUUCUGGUCUCAUCUAAAAUGUCACUUUCUUGGAGAUAUUGUCUGUAGCAAUCCUGUCCAAUUCAUUAAAAUUCUUUUACUUUUUAAAUCAUACUUAACUUUUACAUAUUUAAAGUUUCAUUUUUUUUCCUACUAGAUGAUAAGUUCCUAGAGUACAGCAAAGGCUACUUUUGUCCUUUUCAGUGUACUCCCAUGCCCAAGUGCAGUGCCGUCACGCAGCAGGUGUUUGUUCAUUCAGUAGUUGUUGAAUAAAUGCAUUCUGCUUUCUGUCCCUUCAGUUUCACAGAGACUAUACUUACUUUGGCUAUAAAUACUUUUCUACCUACCAAUCCUGUGGCAAUAUUGAGUUCUAACCGUAUUUUGCUGCUGUUCUUUAUGGUUGGUAUGAAGUGAAGAUGUGAGUUCUCCCAGAAUCGGCUCCCAAAACAGGAAUUUGAGUGCAAAUGGUUCAUUUUGGUGUUACAGAAUAUCCUGGAGACCGGAGAGACCAAUGGAUGAAACAAGAGGAUUUUAUUAAGGUGCCCACCGGCUCAGCAGAUUAGUAUCCCAAGGCUGAGGCCCAGAGAAAGAAAAUGGGGUACUUUUAUACAUCCAAGAUGACAUAGCAGCUAACAGGUUUACAGAAGUCAGAACAAAGAACAGUUAAUUAAUUUGCAACAUGUCUUGUUAUGUAUAUCACAUUUGAAAAAUAGCGUUUUGAGGAACUCAUUGUAGAUUUUUUGGGUGUUAUCUUGCCCUGUGACAUUGCAGCUGGUUAGCAAGGAAAACAGGAGUCUUGAGAUGCCUGGGAACUUUGCUGAGAAUGUGGGAAGAAUAGAUAAGGUAGGUUGUACAGGGAGGAAGUUAAUUUUAAGCAGUGCUAGGGGUUAGGUUUUAUAUUAAAAGCAUACAACACAGCAAAAUGUAUUUUUUAUAUAGGAACUACAAAUUAUAAGGUUUUGUUUUUACUAUUACUGCUAUUAUUUAAUUCCCUUCUUCAUUGGGAGUGAUCAGUAGUGGCCAGAAACUUAUUUUGGGAGUGACCCAGAGUUACUAAUCAGCAGCCUUCACUGAUUUCUUCUACCUGUGAUAUAUACUCAUUUCGUCAGUUAUCUUUAGUAAUCAAGUGACUUCAUAUUUCUAUUUCUAGCCCAGAAACCUGGCCACCUUUUAGCAUGCGUUGUCCAAGCCCCAUCAUCCAUCCUCUUGUUCUUGCUAGGAUCUGAGGCGUCAUCCAUGACACCCCCACCUCUCCCUUCCCAUGUGGAAUCUAUUGUCAAACUAUGUCACAUUUAUCUUCACAAUGUCCCUCUGAUAAAUCCACGUCUCUCCACGUCUGAAUAGCAUCACAUUAGUUCAAACCACCAUCGUCUUUCUGCAGGACUAUUUCAGUAGCUUUCUCUAUGUACUUCCCCAUCCAAUCUCUUCUCUGUACUAAAGAUAGAGUAAUGUUUACCAAAUGCAAGUGUGAUCAAAUUACAACCAGUUUAAAACCCAUCAAUGGCUGAAUUGUGACCUGAAGGUAAAGACGAAACACCUUAAAAUUCCUUAAAAGACUGCAUAGCUUCCUUUUCCUCUAUCCUUAGCUGACCUUUUUCUGUAUCCUUAUCUGACCUUAUUUAUCCUUUUCUCUAACCUUAUCUGAAACAGCCUUACCCUCUGCUGCAGCCACACUAAUGUCUUUUCUGAAUCUGGUACUUUCCAUACUGUCCCCUGUCACAAGACCUUUGCACAUGCUGUUCCCUUUGCCAAGAAUACUUUGUGUUGCUUUUUGAGGGGCAAAUUAACUAUAAGGGAGCAUUCUUUCCUUCAGAUCUCAGCUCAUGCAUUAAUUCUUUAGGGAAGCCACACCCACAUCUGUGCCUUUUCUCACAUUUGUGGUUUGAAAUUCUUUGUAUGAUUAUUUGACCAAUCUUUGCUUUUUUACUAGACUGUUGCUCUGUGGAAAUUGUAACCAUAUUUUUUGGGUUCAUUUUCUUUGUUUUAGGAAUAAGUAGAGUUCUAAUUUUUUUUCUUUUGUUACAGGGGUGCCAUUCACAGCAAAUAUAGGCAUUUUAGAGGUGCCAAAAUAAAAUAUAUCAGCCAUAUGUAAUAAAUUCCACUUCUACUCUUCUACCCUGUAGCCCCAGAAGCAGCAACAAUGGGGUUAAAGGAUCAUGCAGUAUUUUUCAGGAAAAUGACAGAGUUAAUUUUGUAUGAAAUGCCAAAAGCUGGGUAUUCCAGCAUAUUAAAUGAUUUCGUGGAAUCUAAUUUUUUUGUGAUUGAUGGAGACUCCUUGCUUGUCACAUGCCUAUGUGUAAAAUCAUUCAAGUGGGGACAGAAUCUCCAUUUCUUCUAUCUGGUUGAAUGCUAUCUUGUGGAUCUUAUGAGUAAUGGAGGACAAUUUUCUAUAGUUUUCUUCAAGGAUGCUGAAUGUGCAUAUUUUGAUUUUCCUGAAUUUCUUUCAUUGAGAACUGCUUUAAUUCUCCACCUUCAACACAACACUGACAUUGAUGUGCAAACGGAGUUUUCUGGAUGCUUAUCACAAGAUUGGAAGUUAUUCUUGGAACAGCAUUACCCAUAUUUUCUGAUAGUUUCAGAGGAAGGCCUGAGUGAUUUACAAACGUACCUUUUUAACUUCUUAAUCAUACAUUCCUGGGGAAUGAAAGUCAAUGUUGUGCUUUCUUCAGGGCACGAAUCUGAUACUCUCAGACUUUAUGCACAUAUUAUGGAAAGCACAGAGAGAAACCAAACUUUUUUGAAGCAGAAUGAAACAGUGAUUCAGAGUGCAUAUAAAAGUCUCAUACAACACUUGGAAGAAAGAAGGGUUUUAGCAUUAGCACCUUAUUUUGAACGGUUGAAAUGGAAUGAUAUGAUGGAAGAGGCGUGUAGGACUCUAUUUCUGCUUCAGCAUCUGUGGCCAGAAGGAUCGGACAUCCGACGUGUUCUCUGCGUCACCUCUUGUUCACUGUCCUUAAGAAUGUACCACCGCAUCUUAGUGUGCUGUAAUCACCUAUCCCUGCAGGAGGUGGAAGAUUUCUGCAGACUGCAUUGCCUCUGUGUGGCUUUUCAACUCCACUUACCCCUUUCACAGAGAGCUUGUUCUCGAGUCAUCACAUCCUCUUGGAUUAGGGCCAGUGAUUCUUUCUUAAAAAUGAACAAGUGGUGUGAACAUUUCAUUUUAGGCAACUUAAACAUUUUGGGAUCCUGGAAUCUGGAUUUAAAACAUGUUUCUGACUUACAUGAUGAGCAAUUGUUAAAGAAUAUUGCCUUUCACUAUGAAUUUGAAAGUACUCAAGAACCACAUUUGAAUUUGGGAAAUUCCAUUAAGAGGGAUUAUGAACACCUGUGGAAUUUUGUGUCACAGCUGGUUAAAGAAUUUGAUGUUGGAAAGUCUUUUCCUGUGAGAACAAGAACACAACAUUUUCUUACACAAAAGGAAUCAGUCAUUCAAGAAAUCUCCUUGGAAAAGUUGCCUAGUGUGGGUUUUAUUCCGAUGACAUCUGCUGUAAUUGAUGAGUUUGUUGGAGACAUGGUGAAGGAUUUGCCUAUUCUAAAGAGUGAUGACGCGGUUGUUCCUUCACUGUUUCCACAAAAGACAUCUGAUGAGCUUUUGCACUGGCAUGCCCAAAGACCCCUUAGUGACGACUAUGACAGGAUCAAGUGUCACAUUGAUGAGCAAUCUAGAGAUCCUCAUGUUCUUGAUUUCCUGAAAAAGAGUCAGGCUUAUCAGCGGUUUUAUGGAAAAUCACUAGAAUCAGUCUCUACAAAAGUCAUUUCGAUUCAAACUACUCAGCAAAAGGAGGAUUCCAGUGGUGCCAGUGGUGAAAUAUUGCAGUAUAUUAAACCCCAAAAAGUUACCAAAAAGAAAAAGAAAAAGACAAUUCCCAAAGAAGAGCAGAGUAAAGAACAGCAAAAUGAUGAUCUGGUGUUUUCGAUUGAAGAGGAGAUGAAAAAUAACUUACAUUCUGGAAUAAGGAAAUUGGAAGAUUAUUUGACGUCAUGUAAAAGUAAUUCAGCGAAAUUUGGAGUUGAAAUGUUAGGAUUAAUUGCCUGCUUUAAAGCAUGGAAAGAACAUUGCCACGGUAAAGGCAAAAUUUCAAAAGAUUUAAGUAUUGCUGUUCAAAUGAUGAAAAGGAUUCAUUCACUCCUGGAGAGAUACCCAGAAAUUUUGGAAACGGAACAUCAUCAAUAUAUAGCUAAAUGCCUUAACUGUUUAGGCUUUAAUGAUUUGGCAAACUCUUUAGAUCCAACUUUGGUGACAGGGAAUGACAAAGAGAAGAAUAAAGGAAAUAAAUAUUCGAUUGGCAUGGGGCCAGCUCGGUUUCAACUGCAAUACAUGGGCCAUUACUUGAUACGAGAUGAAAGAAAGGAUCCAGAUCCCAGGGUCCAGGAUUUUAUUCCCGACACAUGGCAGCGGGAACUCCUGGAUGUGGUGGAUAAGAAUGAGUCAGCAGUAAUUGUGGCCCCAACGUCCUCAGGCAAAACCUAUGCUUCCUACUACUGCAUGGAGAAAGUGCUGAGGGAGAGCGAUGAUGAGGUGGUCGUGUAUGUUGCACCCACAAAGGCUGUUGUUUCUCAGGUGGCUGCAAGUGUUCAGAAUCGUUUUACUAAAAGGUUACCUGCUGGCAGAACUCUAUGUGGUGCUUUCACAAGAGAUUAUCGUCACAAUGCACUAAACUCUCAGGUACUUAUUACAGUGCCUGAAUGUUUUGAAAUUCUGCUGCUUGCUCCUCAUCGCCAAAAAUGGGUGAAAAGGAUUAGAUAUGUUAUAUUCGAUGAGGUCCAUUAUCUUGGCAGAGAAGUUGGAGUAAAAUUUUGGGAGCUCCUCCUUGUCAUUAUUCGAUGUCCCUUUUUGAUUGUUUCAGCUGCCAUAGAUAACCCAGAUCUUCUCACUAAGUGGCUGCAUUCAGUAAAACAGUACUGGAAAUGGGCAGACAAGAUUAUGGAAGAGAAAUUUAUUUCUGAGAAACAGGCUGACAAAUGUCUCAACUUUCUCAAAGACCAUUCAUAUAAAAAUCAAUCAUAUGAAGUUAGACUUGUGCUCUGUGGAGAGAGAUACAAUGAUUUAGAGAAGCAUAUAUGUUCAGUAAAACAUGAUGAUGUUCAUUUUGAUCAUUUUCAUCCAUGUGCUGCACUAACGACAGAUAUUAUUGAAAAGUAUGGAUUCCCACCUGAUCUUACAUUCACCCCUCAAGAAAGCAUCCAGCUUUAUGAUACCAUGGUUCAAGUCUGGGAAACUUGGCCCAGGGCUCAGGAAUUGUGUCCAGAGGAAUUUGUUCUUUUUAAGAAUAAAGUAGUCAUUAAGAAGUUGGAUGUUAGAAAAUAUGAAGAAAACUUAAAGGCAGAAUUAACGAAUUGGAUUCAAAAUGGCAAAGUGAAGCAGGUCGAAACAGUACUGGAGAACCUUAGUCCGGAUUCAUCGUCUAGUUCAAAAGAUAUGGUAAACAUGUUUCCUCUUCUUGUUGAAAAGUUAAGACAAAUGGAUAAGUUACCUGCAAUAUUUUUUUUGUUUAAGAAUGGUGAUGUGGAAAAAAGAGCUGGAAGUAUGUGCGCUUUUCUGGAGAAGAUAGGGACAAAAAGCCAUCCCCACACUGAAUGUCAUCAUUAUAUCCUUGAUAUAAAUGAAGAACUUAAAAAAGUUGAAGGAAUUGUGAAGGUAGAAAAAAAGACCAUUAAAAAAAAACAGAAGAAGCCUGGAAAACUGGAAAGAAUGCUAAUGGAUAGGCCUGAAUAUAUUAACUUCCUGAUGAAGCUGAAGACUGUGAAAAUCUCUGAGGGCUGCACGUAUGCUGAUGUCAGCGCCCUGCACAGUGAGAUCACCGAGGAGAAUGGCUUGACUUUGAAUACAGCGUUAAAACGAGUGAAAUUAACGAGGAGAGGCGAAGAACUGACAACUUUAGCACAAAGGGGGAUUGGAUAUCAUCACAGCGCCAUGUAUUUUAAAGAAAAAGAGUUAGUUGAGAUACUCUUUGCAAAAGGGCUUAUUAGGGUAGUGACAGCUACUGAAACAUUUGCCUUAGGGAUCCACAAGCCAUGCAAAUCUGUUGUUUUUGCUCAAGACUCAGUCUAUCUGGAUGCUUUAAAUUACAGACAGAUGUCUGGUCGUGCUGGAAGAAGAGGUCAAGACCUGCUUGGAGAUGUCUAUUUCUUUGAUGUCCCAUUGCCAAAAAUAAAAAGACUCAUUGCAUCCAAUGUUCCUGAGCUGAGAGGGCGGUUUCCUCUCAGCAUAACCCUGGUCCUGCGACUCAUGCUGCUGGCUUCCAAGAAAGAUGACCCAGAGGAUGCCAAGGCAAAGGUGUUGUCAGUGCUGAAGCAUUCAUUGCUGUCUUUUAAGAGACCAAGAGCCAUGGAGACUUUGAAACUUUACUUUUUGUUUUCUUUGCAGCUCCUGAUCAAAGAGGACUCUUUAGAUAAAAAAGGUAAUCCAAAGAAAUUUGCAGGACUUGUAUCAUAUUUGCAUGGACAUGAACCUUCAAAUCUUGUUUUUGUAAAUUUUCUCAAGAGAGGCCUUUUUCAUAAUCUAUGUAAACCAGACUUUAAAGGCACCCAACAAUUUUCCCAAGAUGUGAUGGAAAAGCUCGUGUUAGUACUGGCAAACUUGUUUGGAAGAAAAUAUAUUCCAGCAAAAUUCCAAAAUGCUCAUCUAAGUUUUUCUCAGUCAAAGGUGAUCCUUGCCGACCUCCCGGAGGAUUUUAAAGCUGCUUUACAUGAGUAUAACCUGGCAGUGAUGAAGGAUUUUGCCUCCUUCCUACUUACUGCUUCCAAGUCGGUGAACAUGAAAAAUGAGUAUCAACUCCCUUUGUCAAGAAUCAAAUUCACAGGUAAAAAAUGUGGAGACUCCCAACUUGUGUCUCACUUGAUGAGCUGCAAGGAAGGAAGAGUUGCGAUUUCACCAUUUGUUUGUCUUUCGGGGAACACAGAUGUUGAUUUGCUUCAACCAGAGACUGUCAACCAGGUCAUUCUGCGCACAGUUGGUGUUAGUGGCACUCAGGCUCCUCUGCUGUGGCCGUGGAAAUUCGAUCACCGAGGAAGGAGGAUGCCACUAAAUGCAUAUGCACUCAAUUUCUACAAGCACAACUGCUUGACAAGAUUAGGCCAAACCAAUGGGAUGCAUAUGGGACAGCUCUUAAGGUGUUUGAAAGAUUUUGCAUUCACCAUUCAGGCUAUCAGUGACUCCUUGAGUGAACUAUGUGAAAAUGAGCAUGACAAUGUAGUCCUGGCAUUUAAGCAAUUGAGUCAAACCUUUUAUAAGAAACUUGAAGAAAUCACUCACACUAACACCAUGGAAAACCUUCAAGUCUGAUUAUGUGAUAUUUAUCCCUUUGCAAGGAGAGAUAUAUUUGAGCUUAUACAAUGAAAUGGAAAAAAUAUUCAUCUUGGAGCCAAACAGAAUUGAAUUCAAGUGUUAGCUCUGCUGUUUUCUAACUGAAUGACCUUAAAUUAUGUAAUAUAUCUGAACUUGAACUUUAUUUUUGGCAAAAUGGGAGUAAAGAUGGAUACCUGUAGUUGUUUUGAGUCUUAAAUGAGAUAAUGUAUGAAAAGUGAUUGGGAUUGGGUGGUGACUUAAUUAAUUACAGUGUUAUUUUUUUUGUAGUUAAAGUUAAUAUCUAGUAAAAUUUGUAUCACAUUGCCAAUUUUUGAUACAUCCUCAAGUUACUGAAUUUUAAAUUAAUGAUCAAUAAAUCACAAGAGACCCAAGUCAAUCCUGAACAACAAUUUAGUUAUGUAAGAAGACUUCUGCGUUUACAAGAAAGUAACUGCUGUGGACUGAAUGUUUGUGCCCUCCCCUCAACAAUGUUUAUACUGAAAUUCUAACCCUCGAUGUGAUGAUAUUAGGGAUGAUUAGGUCAUGAGAGUGGAGCUCCUUGGAUGUAGUUAGUGCCUUUAACAGAGAGAUACAAGAGAACUUGCUCUCCUCUCUCUGCUCGCUACUAUUGGAUGAUACGAUGGGAAGAUGGCCAUCUGCAAACCAAGAAGCAGGCCCUCACCAGAACGGAAUCUACUUACACCUUGAUCUUGAACUUUCCAGCCUCCAAAAUUGUGAGAAAUAUAUGUGUGUUGUUUAGCCACCUAGUCUGUGAUAUUCUGUGAUAGCAGCCUGAAUUGACUAAGACAGUCACUUGGAGUAAUUAUAAACCACUUUCCAUUUGAAAGCAGAACAUGCUGAUUCAACUGUUUUGUCCGAUAGCAAUGAUAGAUUUUGCUUGAGUCCCCCAAACUUUCUUAUUUCUUCUUUCCAAAUGAUCAAGAGUACACUUUCUGGCAGUGAUUAAGGAGUGUGUAUGUAACAGAAAAAAAGUUUACCCUGUGAACCUGAAUAUGGAAUUCACAUUGUUUCUGCCCUCAAUAUCAUACUUAAAAAACAAGCAUACAAACAAAUAAAAAUGAACAAACAACAACCAUUACAAAAACAAACCUUUAAAGGUGUGUUUCUGCUGUGAUAAAUGAAUUUGAUACUCUGAAGGAGAAAAAAGUCUCACAAAUGAGCUUAAACUGCAGUUGAUUUAAAAAUUAGAGAAUAUAAUUCUUAAAGCUAUUGAAAGUUUCAACCAGAAAACCUCAAGUGAAUUUUUAAUGUAAAUGAGGUCUUGAGUACAAGUUCUGUGAUCCUUUAAGAAAACAAUCAGCUGAAAACUUGGUAUUGUUGCUGUUUAUGUAGUAAGUGACUUGGCACCCAUCAGAAAAUAAAGGGAGUUAAAUUGA